Molecule: messenger RNA, 804 nt
Organism: Seminavis robusta
Lineage: Eukaryota; Bacillariophyta; Bacillariophyceae; Naviculales; Naviculaceae
Source: the annotation of a GenBank genome assembly
AUGACGAGCAACGGUGAGGUCGAAGCUGCCAGCUACUCGCAAGAGUUGGUCGCCAUUGAUCGCGAGGAACAAGAGCUGACCGAGGAGGAUGCAGCAUUCAAGAAGAAGAUGGAAGCGGAGGAAGCGGCCUUCAAGAAGAAGAAGGAAGCAGAGGAAGCAGCAUUCAACAAGAAGAUGGAGGAGAAGCGAAAGGCUGUAAAGAUGAAGAAGCAGGAGGUUGAGCGCAAGAAGAAUAUUCGAGAAGAACUCAAAUGCAUCAAGCAGGGCACCGUGAUUUCUGCGCGGAGCAGCAAUGACGAGAAGCCGACUCUUUUCGUUGUUGCUUCCGUCGGCAAGGACUGUCUUGUUUCUGUCGCGUCGAUGACAACAGAAAAUUUUCUGGCCUCCUCCUCGAUCGAUUCUCUGGCUACCACUGAAAUCGAUUUGUCUGCGAUGGACUACAAGAUUUCACAGCACAAGAUUGUCUCUACACUCGCUGGCAUCGCGGCAAGUGACCCCCAGGCCAGCUGUGCCACAAUGAACAGUGGUGAUGUCAAGGACAAGGGCAGUGGCAACCGCCGCCACAGCCACCGCUUGGGAAGCCAUAUCGCUACCGAGGAAGAGACCGACAGUGGUCAAGGCGAGGAAGGCGGCCGCCGUGUCACUCGCGGUCGACGUCAAAUUCUUGAAGACGUCCGCUGUGUCAAUCGCAGUCGAAGUAAAAAACUAGACACGGACCGAAACACCAAGAACAAGAGCACCAAAAAACGCACCAAUGGUCACGCCAACGAAGAAGAAAGUCAGACCAACAAGCGAGCGAAGUGA